AUCUCAUUAGUGACUCUUGAAUCUGCUAAAUAUAUAGCCAACCCUGUGAUUACAAGUCAAACUGUACAACCAAACAUGCAUUUGGUGACAGGAAAACAAAAGUUUUCAUCUCAAAUAUCAUCAGUUACAAAAGGCUCAUCAGAAGCUGAUGAUAAGUUAAGAAGACCGGUAACAAAUACAUUUGAAACUGAGACAUCUUCAUCUGUCAUAAGCACUGUAACACCAGGGCUAACUUUAGAGUAUGCUAUCAAUGACACAAAAGAUCCACAUCAUCACUCUGUCUUAAAACCCAAUGGGAACUCUUUGAACACAUUAGGACAGUUCUCUUCAUCAGAUUCAAGAGAUAUGGAGUGGGUAAAUCAGCAUGUUGAUGUAAUUAACAAUACACAUUCACUGUUGAACCUGAGGAAGUACGUUACAGAAAUGAGGAAAAAUAACAAAUCAGGUUUACCUUUUCAAAUAGAGGGAUAUUAUACUGAAGGGAACAUAGAUCAACUAGAUACAGUUAAUAUAAAAGAGAAAAAACUUUUGGGAAAGGUUGCUAAGGAUAUUACAACCCACCAACUGACACCCACUACGCAUCUGCCAACUUCACUAAGUAUAGUGUCAAGAUUAGACAAUGCUGCAUUGGUAGAGAUGACCUCUAUAGAGAAUAAUUUUCAUCCUAAAACACUUAAAGUAGAUGACAUUUCACAUCCUACAGAAAAGAAACAGGACCAUCUGCUGGAUUCACCCAGAAGAGGUGAAACAACCCUUUCAGGAACAAAGAGUAAUUAUGAGGCAGUGCUGAACCAUCUGCAGAUACCUGAUACAGGUCUUCCACAAAGUGUAGAUAAAACAACACAGCUAGCUACACCUAGUCUAGAUGUAGCAACUUUUCCAGAGACAUCCGCUACCGGCUUAAAUGUAGAACCUAUAACAUUCAAAGCACAAAUCUUUUCACAAGCAGCAGAGCCCAACAUUGACCAACUGGGGAAAAUAAAUAUAAAAUCAAACAUUAUUUUAAAUAAUGUUGAAAAAAAAUCAUUUGUAUCCCGAGUCAAUGAUGGGAUUAAGCUAAAUAUUCCUGUUACACACAAUCCAGAAUCACAAGCAACAGUCAAUACAGAAAGAAAUGAGCAUGUAGAUGCAACCAGUGAAAUAAAUACAGUUCAACCAAUUGCAUACAGUAUAGAUCACACAUUUGAACCAGUGCAAUCCACAGACAGUGAAAGAAUGGAAUCUAUCGUAUCCACUGGAGAAAGAACAUUUCAACCAACCAUUUCCACUGGAGAUGCAAGAAAAAUGCAAAAGAAUCCGGCCCCUCAAAAAGAAAACAACAAUAGCCUUCUUCAGACACUGAUACACUCCCUUAGUAAUGUACAACAGACCAUCACCUCUAAAGCAGAAUAUAAAGCUCCUGUAAAUGUAACAACUACUAAGAAUUAUUUACGGAUGACCAGAAAAGAUGGCAAAGUUCAGCCUUCAGUAGACAAAGGUACAAGUACACUCCAGGAAGUUACAACUAUUACUAACAUCUUUAAGCCAUCUUUCAGGCUUAGUGAGAAGAGUGUAGUGCAGCCAAACUCUGCUGGAGGUGUCAGGGAAGCCAUUUCACACACAUCCACUGGAACACAUAGAGAUCCGGUGGUAAAAGGCACAGAAGGGGCUCCAUUAUCAAAAGAAGAAACUAGUCAUUAUUAUGUGACACAUUUGACUGAUGUGGAGAUCUUUUCCUCAUUGGAUGUAAAAGAUGUUUCCAACAUCACAGAUAUUGUCCCUGAGUUUUCAUCCUCAGCUGCAUCAUCUAUAAGUCCUGUAGCUGUACAAACACCUGCAGCAUAUGGGCUGCAUCUCCUGUCUACAUUAGUCUCUCCUGUUGUCACCACAGAAACACUACCAAAACAAGAUAAGGUACAUCCAUCUACUUCCUCAUUUGUAACUUCAGAUUCGUGUGGUGGUGUGAUGAGACAAACCAAAGGAAGAUUUCAGACACCACACUAUCCAGAAUCCUACCCAAGUAACAUGGAUUGCACCUGGGUGAUUGAAGCUUCUGCCGGAUAUCUCAUCCGUUUGGAUUUUAUUUCCUUGUUUAUUGAAGAACACAGAACAUGCAAGUAUGAUUAUGUGGUUGUUUAUGAUGGCAAAGGACCCGGCAAAGUCGAAAUGGGCAGAUUCUGUGGAUCUGAAGUGCCACCACAGCUCCAGGGGUCUUCCAAUACAAUGAGCAUCACAAUGAAAUCGGACUCCUCGAUGGAACUAGAGGGAUUUUCAGCUCAGUUUAGCACUUUUCAAAUUCCAGCAGGUUAUAUCCAUCUGGUUGGAGGAAAGAAUAAAUAUAAUGGUAGAAUAGAAAUUGUGUCUGAUGGACACUGGGAAGGAAUAUGUGCUAAACAGUGGACCAAUAGAGAUGCCAUGGUGGUGUGCCGCCAACUUGGCUUCAGUGGACCAGCAUUAGCCACAAGAUUUAAUGUGAGUCGGCAAGAUAUUCAACAAGCAAUUCCAUACAUUAAAUGCAAGGGAGAUGAAAUGACACUGCAGGACUGUGAUAUCAGAAGGACUGGUAAAUGUACAACCAGUGAACAUGCAGCAGUGAUCUGCCAGGUUAUGGAGUCGUGUGCAGCUUUAAAGAGUGCCGGCAUUCUCGAGUCAGGGGUCUUCACCAUAGAUCCUGAUGGUUUGGAGGAUGGAGUAGAUCCUUUUCCUGUGGAGUGUGACAUGGUCUCUGACUCUGCAACAGGCAUUACUGUGAUAGGUCAUGAUACAGAGGACCGAAUGCGUGUGCCUCCCUGUGAAGAUGCAGGGUGCUAUUCUCGAACCAUUAAUUACAAUCAGGCAUCCUUAGAUCAACUUAAGGCUUUAACGGAGACCUCAAAGUACUGUGAACAGUAUGUCAGUUUGGAAUGUCGCCAUAUCCGCUUCCUUAAGCAGCACUGGGGUUGGUGGGUGUCUCGUGAUGGGCGAAAAAUAAAUUCCUGGGGUGGAGCCUCAACUGACAGUGGAAAAUGUGCUUGUGGAGAGAAUGGCAACUGUGCCCUGGGUCUUUCCACAUGCAACUGUGAUGCAAAUGACGAUGUUUGGAGACAGGAUAAAGGAUAUCUGACAGACAAAUCCAUUCUUCCUGCACAGGAGGUGAGAUUUGGAGAUACGAGAGAUGUGCCUGUAGAGAUGGCAUUUCACAAGAUUGGCCCACUUCGUUGUUAUGGACAGGGUUCCAAAGCUCUGGUGCUGGAGUCCUGUGCUGCACUGAAGGAAGCAGGGUUCCAGGAAUCACAACGUUACAUCAUUGACCCAGAUGGAGUUGGAUCAGGAGUUCCAGAGUUUGAAGUUUUCUGUGAUAUGACCUCUGACCAAUCGACAGCUAUAACCAUUGUAAGUCACGACAGUGAAAGACGCACAAGAGUAUCUCCCUGUGAGGAACCUGGUUGUUACAGAAGAGAGAUAAAAUAUGAAGCGGAACUGAUCCAGCUGAAUGCCCUCACACGCAUUUCUGAAUCCUGUGAGCAACAUGUCAAGCUGGACUGUCGCCAUAUUCGCUUCAUCCAAGCAGGCUGGGGCUGGUGGGUGUCCUGGGAUGGAAGAAGAAUGUUCUACUGGGGAGGUGCAAGUCCAGGUAGUGGUCGCUGUGCUUGUGGAAUGACAGAAUCUUGUUCUAUCCCAGGAAUGCUCUGCAAUUGCGAUAGCAAUGACCACAUUUGGAGAACGGAUGAAGGAAUUCUACAUAAUAAAUCAUCACUGCCCAUCCAAGCUGUACACUUUGGUGAUACAGAGGGUGCACCAUUAGAGAUGGCCUUUUAUACCGUAGGAAAGCUCAUGUGCAAAGGAAAAGCUGGGACACAGAAGAUCUACCAAUCGUUGUGAAGGCACUGGCAAUAGUCAACCAAAGAUUAAUAACUUAUCAUAUCUCUUGAUCCCAGCCAAGAGAGAAAUGGAAUUUAUUUUUAAACUUAUAUAUAAUUUUUUAAAAAUCUAGUGUAGACUUCAAUAUUGUUAGGUCUGUGUACACAUUUACAGAAAAUGUAGCUACCUCUGAAAUUCUUAAAUAGGAUUUACAGUACCUAAACAUGUCAUUCAGCCCAUCUGUUUUAUGCUGCUAUGCUCCACAUGAGCUUCCUUCCCUCCCACCUAAUCCUUCUUCAUCUAAUCCUAUCAACAUAUCCUUCUAUUCCCUUCUCCCUCAUUUGCUUGUCUAGCUUCCCUUUAAAUAUAUCUAUGCUAUUCGCAUCACCUAUUCCUUGUGGUAGCACAUUUCACAUUCUUACUACAUUUUAGCCAUAUAAGUUUUUUCCUCAAUUCGUUGUUGGAUUUAUUGGUUACUAUCAUAUAUUUAUGGCCUCUAGUUUUGAGAUCACCUGUUAGUCUUCUUUACGAUGAUCAUGUCAAACCCUUUCAUAAUGUUGAAGAUCUCAUCAGGUCAAUCAUCAGUUGUCUCUUUUCCAGUAAGAGGAGCCCCAGCUGUUCAAUCUAUCCUGAUGGGUAUAUCCGCCUUAUGUGUUAUUUUAUUGUAACCAUAGAUUGUGUAAAUCUAAAGCUUUUUUAAAUUAUAAAUCAACAGAGAAUGUUUAUUUUUUUUCUGUGGCAAUGACAGCAAAGUCAAUAUGCUGUCUUUUUCAGCUCGGCAAGGAAGGUAUCAAUAAUCUCUGCAACAAACAUUAUUCAGGUACUUACCAUGAAGACUGCCCUGGACACAUUCACCAACAUAAACUCUUCUGAUUUCAGAGAUUAACAGAGCAAUGAACUUCUUUAAUACAGCACAAAUAUGGACUUGGAUGUUUUCUCCCAAUGGUACAAGCCACAUGCAAGUCUGCCUGUCCAAUAGGAUCAGUGAUUUUCCUCCUGUAAUGUAAAUUUUAGGAUUUGGGUUUUACAUUGAGACAUGUUAAUUUUGCAACAAGAAUCUAUUUGGAUUA
Molecule: messenger RNA, 4889 nt
Organism: Carcharodon carcharias (great white shark)
Lineage: Eukaryota; Metazoa; Chordata; Chondrichthyes; Lamniformes; Lamnidae
Exons: 13
Coding region: 76-3840 (1254 amino acids)
Biological process (GO): cell adhesion
Cellular component (GO): membrane
Molecular function (GO): hyaluronic acid binding
Source: RefSeq, a predicted model, not a curated record